This is a messenger RNA of Xyrauchen texanus (razorback sucker), 3124 nucleotides long. It is a transcript of the gene mief2, whose product is annotated as mitochondrial elongation factor 2. Gene Ontology annotation, biological process: positive regulation of mitochondrial fission; mitochondrion organization. Bases 143 to 1546 code for a protein of 467 amino acids. NCBI's taxonomy places the organism in Eukaryota, Metazoa, Chordata, Actinopteri, Cypriniformes, Catostomidae. The transcript is spliced from 5 exons. The record is from RefSeq and is a predicted model, not a curated record. Gene Ontology annotation, cellular component: mitochondrial outer membrane.
UGCACGUCAAUCAGAAGGUCGAGUGACGUAGGAUGUGUUUGUUUUAGGAGAGAGGGCAAGUGCGUACUAGACAAAAGUGCUGAAUUUGAUACUACAUUGCAAUGGCUUUAAAUAACUGAUACUACCUUAUAAAGAGGAAGUGAUGUAUUAUUCUAGUAAAAAGCGAGGUGAAGAUGGAAUCGCUGCUGUCAUUGACUUCCUGUUGUCCAAUGCCCGGCUGGUGCUUGGAGUGGGUGGAGCUGCAAUGCUGGGCAUUGCAACAUUAGCUGUGAAACGGCUAAUAGAGCGUGCAGGAAGGCCUCCUGAUGAAAAGCCGGAGAAUAAGAUGACGGACAGCUGGGAGGAGUUGAGCUUGGUUAGCUCUUCCCCCAAACUGCUGCACAGUGGAAUUGAAGGAGUGGUCGUGAAACAGAUUGCUGCUGCAACCAAGAAAGCAGAGCUGUCUCAGCCCAUCCCCCUGCCUUCACCUGAGCACCUACGGUGUGACCCUGACCCACCUCAACGACGGAAACGCAUGGAUCUCUGUGUGCUGACGUUUGCUGAUCGUCUGCAGCAGUAUUACAGAACGCGAGUGUGUCUGUCAGAUGAGGAGGUUUCUGUAGCACAACAGCGAGCGUUAGACAUCGCCAUGGAGAUCCAGGCCUUCCUGCGUUCUAAACACCCAGAGAUGCCGUUGGGCGACAUGACAUUAGGGGGGUCACUGCUCGAUGAUCUGCAAGUGGUUAAUGCUGAUCAUGCCUGCCUGAUUGUGCCCCUACAGUUGGAGUCUAGUCUGUGGACGGCCAUUGCUGGAGAGGACACAUUUUUGGGUCACCCUCAGUAUUGCAUGGUGCGGCGCGAAAACCUUGAGUACUUCCCGCGAGGGCGGAGCUACUGGGAUCGACACUUGCUGGGUGGAUACUUGUCAUCACGACUUGUUUCUGAGCAACUCAGCAAGGCGGUGAUGGAAUCUAUGAACUGGCCGUCGCUGACCGGAACCCUAGAGUGUGAGGUGCGACCGAUGCUUGGAUCUCCUGAACUUAAACUAGAGAUUCAGGGGUUAAGUCAAAGCGGUUACAACAGUGGAGAACGCUUCUAUAUUAACAUAUUGCCAACAGUUCGGCUUGGUCAGAUGACGCUGACGGCGCAACGGGAGAUCACAGGUUCAUUCGACUACGUUUGGUACCAGAGUUUGUACACCAGCGAAACGUCUAAAUUGGCAACACUUGACACAAUGGACUCUGGGUCGGAGGUCCGAAGGAAGUGCCUGAAAACAUUAAAGGCAGUGUGCCGCAACUGCCCUGCUCUACGUAAGCUCACCGGCAGCCAUCUUAGCAAUGUCAUUCUGCACAUGAGUGAGAAGGAAUCUGAUUGGUUGGAAUCUGCCUUCGCUGAUAGAUUCCAACAGGCGAUCACUGAGCUGAUUGGAUACCUGGAGACUGGAAUCUUACCUAGUUAUUUCAAACCUGAUGUGAAUCUAUUUCAGGGUUUUACUGAGGAUGACAUUGAUGAAAUGGGCUUUAUGCUCUACUGUGCUGUAACUGAACCAGAGAUACUACUGAUUUGAAUAUCUCUAAUAGAUGUACAAGCACAGAGUAGCUGUCUCCAUGGCAACCGGCAUUUAUGCACCUUUAAAGGAAUGGUUCACCUAAAAUUUAAAUUCUGGGAUCCUUUACUCCCUCUCAUGCCAUUCCAAACCAAUAUGACUUCAUUUCUUCAAAUGGAAGAUAUCUCACAGAAUAGCCAAGCUGCUCUUUACCGCACAUUCAAAGUGCUCCAAAAAAGUAUUAUAAAAGUAGUCAAAAUCUACACAAAAAUCUGUAAUUUUGUUUGAGGAACUGAUUGAAUAAGUCUUUUAAAUUCACAAAAAAUAUUCUCAAAUCUCAAUAUUCUUAAAUAUCACAUCUCAAAUCGUGCUUCGGCAUAUUAAAACUUGGCACAUCAUGAUUGGUUACAAGACGAACAAGCAAGCCAAUGGCAUCUGGUAUACUUGACGUCAAAUUUCCGUCUUUGUGUGCCAAGUUUUAAUAUGCACAAAUGCGAAUGAGACUUUGUCGGAUAUAAUGACUUUGAUCUGUUUCUCGCAAAGCUACAGAAGGCUUCAGAAGACUUGGAAUAUAGAACACAAGUCAUUAAGACGACUUUAAUUGUCCUUUCUGGUGCUUUUUUGCGUGACCACCCCUAUAAAUUGUGAAUUGUAUGUUGUUGUUUUAUUGUAUGUAAAAGAGCAGCAGAACAUUGUUACAAACAUCUAAUUUUAGUGUUUCAUUGAAGAAAGUAAUAUGGCUUUGGAGCGACAUGAGUGUGAAUAAAUUGUUUAGAAUUUUUGUUUUUAGCUGAAUUAGCCCUUUAAACAAACAUUUGCUUAUCAUCUUUGUGAUAUGACAAGAAAUUGCCUUAAGGUGUCACACCAUACCUCAUUUGCAUACAAUGAGUGACAUAGGCAUCUAUUACAUUAACUAUGCAGCACUUUCCUAGAGAUAUACUUUUCUUGGAUGUGGAUUUAAAUGUAAUAUUUCUGAGUGCCCUAAGAGGAUUUAGACCAUUUAUCCUUCACUUUACAUGUAUUUUCUUUUGUUAUUAACAGCGUUUUGUUCUGUUUUGAGCAUGGGAUUAUGUUCUAGUGUAUUGUAUUUGGCAGAAAUGGCAUUAUGCAUAGAUAAUGUGAAGCUAUGUUGAAUUUGAAUAGGCAAAUGGGCAAUAUUAAGUUCUGUUAUUCUCUUAUUACAAAAAAAAAAACUGUCUGGUGUGUUUGAUUUUGAAACAUGUACAUUUAAGUGUAUUAGAGGGUUGUUUAAAGCUUAAUAAAGUUUAUGGGUGUAACAUUUGGUAAAUGGCAAAUUUACUUUCCUCUACCAAUAAUGGUGGUGGCAUAUAUGCCUGCCCAAAAUCUACCCCUCCCAUGAUAGUCAUCAUAAAUGGCUUAAUAAGAAAUAGACAGAAAUAUAUGUAUGUAGUGGGUCACCCAGACUACAGCUUAUAAUAAUGUGCCAAACAAAUUGUUAAAAAAUAUCCAGCCACAACAGUAAAUUCGCCACUACCAAUUUUCAUAGCACACUUACGCCACUGAGUGUUAAACCUUACUUAAUAUAAAUUCAUCUUUGCAACUGUGUGUCUAAAUAUGUGUCUAAAAUAAAGAGAUUUG